Messenger RNA from Cyclopterus lumpus (lumpfish), 1885 nucleotides. Its product is annotated as protein PML-like. Gene Ontology annotation, biological process: DNA catabolic process. Gene Ontology annotation, cellular component: cytoplasm. The transcript has 2 exons. Gene Ontology annotation, molecular function: nucleic acid binding; 3'-5'-DNA exonuclease activity. NCBI's taxonomy places the organism in Eukaryota, Metazoa, Chordata, Actinopteri, Perciformes, Cyclopteridae. The record is from RefSeq and is a predicted model, not a curated record. Bases 800 to 1516 code for a protein of 238 amino acids.
CUUCAGGGGUUUUGGGAAAUUAAGGGAAUAACUAUCACAAGAAUGAGAUGAGUGGAUCCAAUAUUUAUUUUUAUAUACUUUCAAGGGAGGAGUCCUUGCAAUUAGGGAAUGUAUAAAAAAACUGUGAGAAAGACAAAAAAACAGAGAGAAAAAUGAUAUAGCAAAAUAAAAUUAAUUAUUAUUCGUGGAAUUGCCCAGCAACAGUUGUGUAACUAAAGUGUAAACGAUAUCACCCAAAUAUUCAUAUAUUGUAAUACUUUAUAUGGAAAUAAGAAGAAUAAAUAACUAUUUUAUUUGCAUAUUUUUCUUUAUUUUCAUUUUCUACAAACAAAUUCCCCCCUUGGGAUGAAUAAAGUAUCUAACGGUAAUCUGAUCUAUUACCUCUAGGGGGCAGCAUGCUUGGAUUUGGUAUACAUGUCAAGGAAGAAGAAAGGGCUUCUCUGCGCAUGCGCAGAAAUGAAGGCAGGCUAAUAAGUAUUUAUUGGCUUUUGUUGGAUCAUAUUACGUUAAUUUCCUACAAUUUCACACUGCGGUUUACAGCCAAGUGUGUGAUUUAAUCUUAUUAUUUAAUCUUUUUUUAAGGCUCAAAUCAUGUUUUUCUCCCUUCGUUCUUCAACGAGGCUUUUAUUUUGAAAGUUGUUUUUUAUUUUUACUCUUCCUGUCUCCGCUUCUCCGCAGGUAGUUUUAAAAACCACGGAGGGAAGAAGCUCUCCGGUGUUUACCGGCGCCGUGAUGGCGUCAGACGCGUCGCUGUGAAGUUGUAUUUAGUCCUUAAGAGACGCCAUUGAACCUCGGAGCGAUGCAAACAUCAGAGGCUCAGCCGCCGCUGGUGUUCUUUGACUUGGAGACAACCGGACUGGGCCGGACCUGUGAGAUCGUCCAGCUGGCUGCAGCGAGCGGCGGCCACUCCCUCAACCUCUACGUCGUGCCCCCGUGUCCGAUGCAGCGGGGGGCCUCCAAAGUGACCGGCUUCAGGGUCCGCCGGCGGCGGCUGUACCUCCAUCGCCGACUCGUCCCCACCAACUCCCUGCGAGAGGUCCUGGUCUCCUUCGUGGCUUUCCUCCGGAUGCUCGGCCGCCCGCUCGUCCUCGGGCACAACAUCCGCCGCUUCGACUGCCCGCUGCUGGCCCGGGCUCUCGACGGACUGGGCCUCAGGGCGGAGUUCGAGUCGGCGGUCUCCGGCUGCGUGGACACCCUGCCGCUGGCCCGGGAGUCGCUGAAGGGCCGCGGCCUCCGGAGCUUUGGCCAGACGCACCUGGUCAGGGAGCUGCUGGGCGUGGACUACAAGGCCCACGAUGCUCUGGAGGAUGUGCGGGCGCUCCAGGCUCUGUACGGUGUGCUCCGGCCCACGGAGGAGUCGAUCUGCAGGCAGCGGUUUACUCUGGACACCAUGGAGGGCAAACCGGCCGUCUCGAGGGUUGCAUCUAAAGAGCCGCCGGGACAGCGCCCCCUGUGGGAGAACUUCAGACCGACGGUGGAGGUCACGGACGGAAAAGACGACCGGGCCACGAGGUAGAACGUGUGAAACCCGCCGAUGGAGACUGAGCCUCGAGUUCUUCUUCCUCGAUUGGCUUCGUCAGUGUGGAGUUUCCAUUCUGUGCUCAUCGGUCAAAAUUAUUCCAAAAAAAAAAACGUGCACUUAAAAAUGUAUUGCGCAAUACUGACCAGACUGGAGACGUGAGGGUCAGUUGUGUUUAUGUGAAUUUCACGGUUGUUAAAAAAUUACUGGAAACAGAAAGACAAAAAUAGUUUGUGUGAUUCAUAAAAUGUCAUCGAUAUUUGUAUAUAGUUUGGUUACUGGAGGAAAUGUUAUGCACUUUUAUUCUGAAUUUAAUGUUUAAAUAAUAGUCACGGAAUAUUUUCUAAUAAAUGUAUUGUAUAUCAA